Orycteropus afer afer is the source of this 1269-nucleotide messenger RNA. RefSeq names its product nuclear factor of activated T cells 2 interacting protein (gene NFATC2IP). The transcript has 8 exons. Gene Ontology annotation, biological process: cytokine production; positive regulation of transcription by RNA polymerase II. Gene Ontology annotation, molecular function: protein binding. NCBI's taxonomy places the organism in Eukaryota, Metazoa, Chordata, Mammalia, Tubulidentata, Orycteropodidae. The record is from RefSeq and is a predicted model, not a curated record. The coding region runs from base 1 to 1269 and encodes 422 amino acids.
AUGGCGGAGCCAGUGAGGAGAAGGGGCCGGCCGGCCCGAGGCGGCCGAGGUGCUCGAGGGGCUCGGGGGUCCCGGGGCGGCCGAGGCCGGCGUCCUGACGCCCAGCAGGUUCCAGCUCAGCGCACCCUGGACUCGGUGUUUGUAGACUUGAUCAGCGAUAGCGAUGAGGAUAUUCUGGAGGUCACAACAGCGCGCGGAGCUCCGGACCCUGCUGAAGCUCCUCUCCCGGAAUUCCCCGUGCCGGCCGCGUCCCGGAACGACAGGGACAGUGACAGCGACAGCGAAGGAGCGGACGCGCGACUUGAAGGAGCACCGCGGACCGCAGUCAGGCGGCGGCGGCGGCUGCUGCUGGAUCCGGGGGAGGCACCGGUGGUUCCCGUAUACUCGGAGAAGGUGAAAAGCAGUCUCCAUCUCAUCCCAGAUCACCUGCCCCUCUUGAAACUCUGCCCCCCAGGGGCUGAGGAAGAUGUGGAAAUGGCAGAUUCCAGCAGCUCCCAACCUGAGGAACCCCCAUUUCCAGGUUUAUCCUGGAAGAAGAGGCUGAGGGGUAAGGAUGAAGAAGAGAAGAAGAACGAGAACAUGUAUCUGUUCCAGGACACGUCUCCUUCGCCUUCACCUCCACCAAGGAUCAAAAGCAGGAAGCAUACGAGGGCCCUCCGGAAGUUAAGGGAAGUGAACAAGCGCCUCCAAGAUCUUCGUUCCUGCCUGAGCCCCAAGCAGCGCCAGGGCCAAGACUGCCAGAGCCAAGAAGAUGAUGUGGUCCUGGUAGAGGGCCCCAUCCUUCCAGAGAGCCCUCGUGUCUUACCACUCAAAAUCCGGUGCCGGGCAGACCUGGUCAGAUUGCCUGUUCGAGUGUCAGAGCCCCUGCAGAGUGUGGUGGAUCACAUGGCUGCUCACCUUGGGGUAUCCCCAAGCAGGAUCCUUUUGCUUUUUGGAGAGACAGAGCUGUCCCCUACUGCCACCCCAAGGACCCUGAAACUUGGAGUGGCUGACAUCAUUGACUGUGUGGUGUUAGCAACUUCUCCGGAGGCCACAGAGACAUCCCAGCAGCUCCGGCUCCGAGUGCAGGGGAAGGAGAAACACCAGAUGCUGGAAGUCUCGCUGUCGCCGGAUUCGCCCCUCAAGACCCUCAUGGCCCAUUACGAGGAGGCUAUGGGACUCUCGGGAUGUAAUCUUUCUUUCUUCUUUGAUGGAACGAAGCUUUCAGGCAAAGAGCUGCCGGCUGAUCUAGGCAUGGAAUCCGGGGACCUCAUUGAAGUCUGGGGCUGA